AUGAUGGCGGACUUAACGAAUCAAGCCGUAGAUGGCAUGAUUGAUCCCGAGAUUUUCAAACAGGUCCAAACCGAUAUAGAUGAAGACAUCAAAGUUAGAGAUGAGAUACGGGGGCUUCUGAAGUCAUUGGACAAGCAUGAUCGUUCAAUCCAAUCAGUUCUAUCUAGAGUUCACGCAGUUCCUGCGUCAUCUUUGGCAGCUCUACUUAGUAGUGCACAGCCUUUCUUUGAACAGCAGCGAGAUACUUUAAAAGAACUCGAUGCUAUUGCAUCGAAAUAUCCAUACUACAAAUACAAUUCAAUAUGGACAAGGGAGUUACAAGCCGCGUCAUACGGGAUUGUGCUGGCCGGAUGGCUCGGGGCGUUUACGCCGGAAAACGAAGAGCGAAAGGAAGGUCGCUUGAUGACUAUCAAGGAAGUCGGCGAGAAGCUUGGGGUUUCGGUAAACGUCAGGGAAACCGAUGUCUUUCAUCUCUCUCUUGAAGAGUAUCUACACUCUCUAAUCAAUCUGAUAGAGGAAUUGACCCGGCUUGCGGUUAACUCUGUUACGUUGGGCGACUACCAACGACCAAUGCUCAUUAGCAAGUUCGUGAAGGACCUUCAUGCUGGGUUCCAACUGCUCAAUCUCAAGAAUGACGCUCUGAGGCGGAGAAGCGAUAGUAUAAAAUACAACGUCAAGAAAAUCGAGGACGUGGUCUAUGAUCUCGCAUUGCGAAAAUUGAUCAACCAAACGGAUAGCCAAGCCCCACCUUCACAAUAG
Messenger RNA from Orbilia oligospora ATCC 24927, 759 nucleotides. RefSeq lists its product as uncharacterized. Gene Ontology annotation, biological process: RNA metabolic process. Gene Ontology annotation, cellular component: nucleus; cytoplasm. The coding region runs from base 1 to 759 and encodes 252 amino acids. NCBI's taxonomy places the organism in Eukaryota, Fungi, Ascomycota, Orbiliomycetes, Orbiliales, Orbiliaceae. The transcript has 9 exons. The record is from RefSeq and is a predicted model, not a curated record. Gene Ontology annotation, molecular function: sequence-specific DNA binding; single-stranded DNA binding; RNA binding.